AUGUUGCAAGAUCCAAUGACGCUUUCCAGUUUGCUGAGGAAUGAUGACGCUAUAAGAUUUAUGCAACCGAUAAGAGGAACACCUGCUUACUGGGCAACUGCUCAAAAAGACCUCUUUGCUAUGCUACGACAAUUAGGAAUCCCAACGUGGUUUUGUUCGUUUUCUGUAGCAGAGUAUAGAUGGAAUGAUGCUGUUAGAAUCAUAUUACAACAACAAAGCAUUGACAGAAACCCAGAUCAAAUGGAAUGGUCAGAAAAGAAUGAUGUUUUAAGGUCCAAUCCAGUUACAGUAGCUAGAAUGUUUGAACAUAGAUUUCAAAUAUUUCACAGGGAAGUCAUACUUUCACCAGCUGAACCAAUAGGAAAGGUAGUAGACUUUUUUCAAAGAGUUGAGUUUCAGCAGAGGGGAUCUCCCCACAUGCACUGUUUAUAUUGGGUUGAAAAUGCACCAAAUAUUGAUUCUGAUGGGGAGGAAGCUGUAUGUAACUUCAUUGACAGAUAUGUGGCAUGUGCUGUACCAUCAGAAAGUGAUGACCCAGAAUUGAGAAAAAGUGUUUUAGAAGUACAACAACAUAGUAAAAAGCAUUCAAAAUCUUGCAAAAAGAAGGGUACAGAAUGUAGGUUUAAUUUCCCGAGGCCUCCAUCGCAAAAAACAUUCAUAACAAGUAUACAGGAGGAAGAAAAGUCGGAUGAGUGUAAAAUAGAAGCAAAGGUAAAUAAGGAGUAUGCCAAGGAAAUAUUAGUUAGUGUUUGGGAUAAAGUACAGAAUGAUGAAGGAAACAUAACGGCAGAGAAGAUAUUUGAUGAACUUUCAAUAACUCAGGAAUUGUAUGAAGAAGCCCAUAACAUGUUAUCAUCUAAAAGGUCUGUUAUUCUCAAACGUUGCCCAAAUGAAGUGUGGACAAACCAAUAUAACCCAUGUCUUUUAAAAUCCUGGGAUGCUAAUAUGGACGUACAGUUUGUACUGGAUCCAUUCAGUUGCAUUGUUUACAUUGUUUCCUAUAUAUCAAAGUCAGAAAGGGAAAUGGGUAUGUUACUCAAACAAACAAAAUUGGAGGCUGAAGAAGGAAACUUUGAUGCCAGACAGACAAUGAAAAAAAUUGGUUCAGCUUACUUGCAUCACAGAGAAGUAAGUGCGCAGGAAGCUGUGUACAGAGUGUGUAACUUGAAGAUGAAGGAGUGUUCUAGGAAAGUUGUUUUUGUACCUGUAGGCGAUAACCCAGUGCGCUUAAGUAAGCCUUUGUCCUUGCUGAAGAAAAAAUAUUCAAAGGAUGUAGAGAUAAAUGAUGAGGAAGAUGAUGAGAAUGAAGUUUGGAUGACAAAUAUCAUUGAACGUUACAUGAACAGGCCAGAUAAGCAAAUGUUUCAUGAAAUGUGCCUUGCAGAUUUUUGUUCUGAAUUCAGAGUGCUGGCUAAAUCUCAAGUUCCUAAGAAGGAAAAUGAAAAUGUGUUUGAAUUACAGAAUGGGAAGGGUUACGUGCAACGAAGAACGAGAACACAACAUGCUAUUGUGAGGUAUCCAAGGUUCAGCGUUGAAAAAAUGUCAGAAAAAUAUUAUCAAUCUCUUUUGCAACUUUUUCUUCCUUACUGGACAGAGGCACAGUUAAAACCACCUGGGUUUGAUUUGUAUAAGGAUUUUUAUGAAACUGGUUACGUAAAGAUUUCUGGCAGAAAACGAAAGCAGUCUGUGAAGUCAAUUGUGGAUUUGAAUCAUUCGCGGUAUUCAAAAAAUGAAGAUGCGAUUGAUAAUGCCCAAGAAGCAUAUGAAAUGAAUGGUGAACAAGAAGAUGCAUGGUCACGCAUAUGUCCAGAAACAGAGGUUCUCAGAAGAGAAGGCCUAGCACACAGAAAAGACAACACAGUACCACAGGAAGGUAGUAUGAAUAUUAUACCGGAUAUUGAGAGUGGGACACAUAAUGCAGAUGUCCUGUAUCAUGUAGAACAAAACAUGAAUUCUAGAGAGGCAAUGAUACCAAUUCUUCAAAAUCUGAAUGAAACACAGAGGGAAAUAUUUUACAUGGUGCGCGAUUGGUGUCUAGGAAAGAUUGUAGGGGAGAAAUAUAAACCCUUAUAUUUAUUUGUAACUGGAGGUGCAGGUACUGGUAAAAGUCAUCUCAUCAAAGCUAUUCAUUACGAAGCAUCACGUUUGCUUUCACGAAUAAUGUCUGAUCCAGAGAGGAUAUCAGUGCUUCUCGCAGCAUUCACAGGAACAGCAGCUUUCAAUAUUGGCGGAAAUACACUUCACCACUUGUUUUCAUUAAAAAAAUAUCUUCCAUUGCCAUAUGAACCACUUGGAGAACAGAGUCUCAGUGAAUUAAGAGUGAAGAUAGGAGAUCUUCAGAUUCUUAUCAUUGAUGAAAUAUCAAUGGUGUACAAAAGACUUUUGUACUACAUACACGAAAGGCUGGUACAGAUUAAGAAAUGCAGAGAACCAUUUGGAGGAGUUUGUGUUAUUGCUGUUGGGGACUUUUAUCAGCUUCCUCCAGUUAAGCAGCGAAAAGAUGAAAGGCUUUACAAAGAAAAUAUGACAUAUCCUGUGGACUACUGGCUUGACCUAUUUAAGGUCAUUGAGUUGAAAGGGAUAAUGAGACAAAGAGAUGAUUUGUCUUUUGCUGAGGUACUUAAUUCUCUUCGUGUAAGAGAAAGAGAUGAGCAAUUGACACAGCAGCAAAGUAACUUGUUACAAGAAUGUAUCAGGGAAGGACCAGAAGAUGUUCUUCAUGUGUUUUCUACCAAUGAGGAGGUAAACGCAUUCAACCUGACAAUGUUAAAGAGAUCUUGUGAUGAUUUAUUAGAAAUUAAUGCACAAGAUUAUAGGAAGGACAAAACAUCUGGUAAACUGAUGCUAAAAAGUAAACCUGUGACAACAUCAAGAAGUGAUGGACUUCAAAGUACUCUGAUCUUGUCCAUCAAAGCAAGAGUGAUGCUCACAAGAAAUUGUAAUGUAGAAGAUGGCCUUGUGAAUGGAGUAAUGGGAUAUAUCUGUCAGUUCAUAUUUGAAGAAAACAGUGAUAGAAUUGUAAGAGCUGUGGGAAUAGAUUUUGAUAAUAAGGAAGUUGGAAAGAAGUCCGGGCAAAAAACAAAGGAUGGGAAAUUGGUGUUCAUAGAAAGAGUGCAAGAAGAGAUAAAGGACAAAGUUAGUACAGUGGUACGCCACCAAUUUCCAAUUAGGUUAUCUUGGGCAUGCACAGCACAUAAGGUGCAAGGGAUGACAACAGACAAAGUUGUAGUGAAUUUAGAUAGAGCAUUUGCCCCAGGUCAGGCAUAUGUUGCACUAUCAAGGGUUACAUCAAAGGCCGGCCUAUUUAUUGAUACUGAAGAUCCAGCUCGAUUGCAGAAAAAUAUUUAUGCUGAUUCAGAAGUAAAGACAUCUCUAAAUGAAAUGGCGAAAGUUACUAUUGGUGACAUUUCACGAACUCUAAAUUCCAGUGGAAAGAAAAUAGUUUUGCAUAAUAUACAGAGCUUAGGUAGCCAUUUUGGAGAUCUACAAAAUGAUGUGAGGUUCAAUCAGGUUGAUGUUAUUUGCUUAACAGAGACAUGGUUAAGAUCUGGAGAAAACACAAAGAAUUAUGCUCUUCAAGGGUUUCAGUUUCAUCAUCUUCCUAGAAUGGAAGCAUAUGAGGAAAGCACUGUCUCAAAUCAGAGUUUACACAUGUCAAGGGGUGGAGGCGUUGCUCUGUAUUUGAAAGAUGGUGAAAAUUGUUAUGAUAUUCGUUCACUGUCCCAGAUGAAUAUUGAAGGAAUAGCUGUGAAGUUGAUAAAGGAGAAUAUUUUGUUGUUGUCUGUGUAUCGACCAUGCAUGGUAAAUAUGGCAACAUUCCUUAACAGUCUUCAGAAAGUUCUUAACUUCUUAAAAACAAGUGAUCAAAACAGUAUCAUUUUGGGGGAUUUUAAUGAGGAUGCCAAAGCCAAUGGGCCACUUCAAAGAUUUUUGAAAGAUCAAAACUUCAGACAACUUGUAUCCUUUAGCACCACUGAAGGGGGAACAACUUUGGAUCAUGUAUAUGUAUCCAGUUCUAUACAGAUUGAUAGUGUCCACCGAUUACCCACAUAUUAUAGUUACCAUGAUGCUGUCCUUCUGAAAUUGAUAGAUAAAUGA
Messenger RNA from Ostrea edulis (European flat oyster), 4098 nucleotides. RefSeq lists its product as uncharacterized. The record is from RefSeq and is a predicted model, not a curated record. The transcript has a single exon. Lineage: Eukaryota; Metazoa; Mollusca; Bivalvia; Ostreida; Ostreidae. Bases 1 to 4098 code for a protein of 1365 amino acids. Gene Ontology annotation, molecular function: DNA helicase activity. Gene Ontology annotation, biological process: telomere maintenance; DNA repair.